UCUCGCUUUGGAGUUUGUACAGAACGAGAUAAAAAACGGGGACGUAUGUAAUUGGAAGAAAUAAUAUUAAACACGACAUUCCUGUUGUGAGUUAAAAUUGCCACGAUGGCGAAUAAUGUUAAUUUGACGAUUAAAGAUAGAAAUGGAGUAAUAAAUGAAAAAACAAUUAUGGAAAUUCAAAAAGAAACUGCUGGCAAAACUCUUACCAAAAACCCCUCAUUAGGGGAAAUUGCUAUUGAUGCUUCAGAAAUUGUUAGUCGGUUGGAAAAAAUUACAGAAGGUAAUCACACAAGUAAUGGAACACCUCAGCAAAGUGUCCUUUUGGGUCCAGAUCAGAAGAGAAGUGACGAGAUUAUGCAAAUAAUUGAAGGGUUAUUGAGUACUGAUGAAGAUGGAGAAUCAAGUAUAUUACCUGUGUUAGAUGAAACAGCCAAAUUGGUAACAUCAACAUAUAGUCUUAUGGCCUAUUUUGGAAGUUUAGAAAGGCCUGUGCUUCAAAAACUAAGCACUCAAUUUACUGCAGACACUACAAGAUGGUUAAGUCAUAUAUUUGGAUUUCUAGAUGCAUCUGCCUUUUAUCACGAUGAUCAAUUGGAAGGUUUGGUGCGAAUAACACGCAUGAUGUUACAUUAUAAAUAUCCUCGUUAUCUAGAAGACGGUGCCCUUGCACUAACCACUGCGUUACCAACAAUCUACAGUAGUAUAGCAAGUCCUUUAGGCAUUGUUCAACAUUUGUGUAAACAAUUAGGUUUACCUUUAGCUUCAGUUAGACCUGUUCCUGUAAAUACACAUUUCGGGUCACAAUACACAAUUGAUGUAUCGGCUUUAGAAAGAAUGUUAACAGAAGAUGUGUCUGCUGGUCGGACACCGUUAGUGGUAGUUGCUGAUGCAGGAACCCCAGUUGCUGGGCAUGUGGACAAUUUAACGAGGAUCCAAGAACUUUGUAAAAAUCAUGAUGUAUGGUUGCAUUUGAGGGGCCAUUCUUUGGCGGCUCUGGCGUUACCAGGACACCAAACUAAUAGUCAUAAACCACCUAUAGCUGAUAGUUUUACGCUAUCAUUAGGUAUGUGGUUGGGAAUACCAGGAUUGCCAAUGGUUACUUUGUAUAGGUUGUGGGAACCGAAAAGUGCUAGUUCCCCGAAUCAGUUACGCAGUCGACAAGUAGNAAAGAGACAGGGUGUUGUCGAGAGUACCGAAAACAUUUACAAAUACCACAUGCAGAUACCUAGCGGUGCAAGCUCAACUGGUUCAAAAGUAACGCCGCCUCCAUCUAUACAAGUUCCAGUUGUUUUCAUUCAAUCUAACAAUCAUCAAAGAACAUCUACAUCAAAAAAUGUUUUAUUUCAGUAUUGUUUAAUAUUCUACACUAUUUUUAUUUUUUUUUUGCGAUUUAAAUUUUUAAAUAUCUUAAUUUAUUGUUGUGAUUUGUUAUUUCAGAGUCAGAAACCUGGUGGAGAAACUGGCACUUACACUGUUUCUGAAUUGAUAUCAAAACCAGUUAGCAUUCCACUCCUUUUUGAAACAACCGCAACUUGCGUGGUUUUUCAGUUUAUUCCAGAAUUAAAAGAGGGUGAAAUCUUGACUAGAGUACCUUCAUAUUACGACAAAUUGAAUACUUGGUUAGGGCAAAUAUUACAGUUGGAAGCUCCACAGGUCCCAAUAGACAUUUGUGAACUUGAAAAUGUAGGCGUUGUUCUUAGGUACUGUCCCUUGGAAAAUUUAACAGGUCAGUUACCUACAAGCAAGGACAUACAGACGUUUAUUGAGUAUUUGGAGCAACAAAUCAUCAUAUUGAUAGCUACUGUUCAGCAUAAAGAAACUUUUGUAAAUUUAGUUCGAAGUUCUCCUGUGUUGCGGUUAGUUGAAUUACCAGAUUGGGCAGGUUUGGGAGGAGUUAGAUACGUCCCAGAAGGUUGGGAGCAACUGUUGACUGAUCAAGCUAAAGAAGAGCUGAAUGCUCUAAAUACCACACUAGUUGAUGCCUUGCGUUCUACAGAUUCUGCUUUUUCUCUUGGAGAAGGAAACGAUGGUCUUAUAUGCGUAAGAUUUGGUAUGCUUACUGCCCAGUCUGAUGUAGAGGAACUUCUAAACCUUGUCAUAAGAGUUGGACAAUCGGUGGAAGAAAAUUCACGAGUGUUAGAUUCUAUGAGUGAAAUUGUUAGGAAAGGUAUUGAAACGGCAACGUUAGACCUUCAGAAAGAAAAUGAGGAACGUAUUUGGCAAGAAGGUAUUCUUCGACAGGUUCCUGUAGUAGGUACGUUUGUUAACUGGUGGUCACCAAAAUCUAAAGAGACAGGUGUGCGCGGGCGCAGCCUAAAUCUUACCCAGGGUGUUGUCGAGAGUACCGAAAACAUUUACAAAUACCACAUGCAGAUACCUAGCGGUGCAAGCUCAACUGGUUCAAAAGUAACGCCGCCUCCAUCUAUACAAGUUCCAGUUGGUAAUAGUCACUCAAGAACGAGCAGUUAUGGAUCAAGUCAGGCUAGUUUAAAAUCGAACGAGAGGGGGAGAAUAGAAACUACUCAAGAAGUUAAAAGCAAUAAUGUUAAUGGAUUGGUUGAAUCAGAGAGUGAUAAAGAGGUUGGUGGAAAUCGGAAAAUUAACGAGGUAAAGAUGGAAACUGUAAACGAAAAGAAAGGUACGAGCAAAAAUGGGGAUGGUGAUGCGAAUAGGAGAGAAAGUCUGAAGGAAAAACGAUAAAAUAUUGAUAAAUAUCGAAUUGGGUAUAAUUCUUCGUAAAGAAAAUGGUUACCAAUUACGACUACAAAUUGUAAUACAAUAGUUAUUGAAGCAAAUGAUGAAGUUAUAUCGUAUAUUAAAAUUUCAUUUGCUUCAAAUAUUAUUUUUGUAUUUCUGACGGAUGAAUCGACUUAACCAAAGGGCAAGUUGCAGAUAUAGUGCCUCACGUUGGAAAUAUGUAAAAUUUAAUUCGAACUGAUAUGCAAUAGUUUUCAGCAAAUAAUUUGCAGUUAAGUAUUUUUCUAUGCUGACUGAACAAGUCAAAAGAUCCGUUUAUUUUGCUAUUUGGGUACGUGUACGGAUGAGUGAAAAUAACUUCAAUAUUUUUUUUAAGUUAAUAUAUCCAUGUAUAUUUUCUUCCACUACUUAUUUUUGAUAUAUAAUAAUAAUAAGCUUUCGUUGAAAAAUAUUUAGAGAAAAAUAUACUUUAAAUAAGA
Messenger RNA from Agrilus planipennis (emerald ash borer), 3176 nucleotides. RefSeq names its product pyridoxal-dependent decarboxylase domain-containing protein 1. Gene Ontology annotation, cellular component: intracellular membrane-bounded organelle. The coding region runs from base 106 to 2700 and encodes 864 amino acids. Gene Ontology annotation, biological process: carboxylic acid metabolic process. The record is from RefSeq and is a predicted model, not a curated record. Gene Ontology annotation, molecular function: pyridoxal phosphate binding; carbon-carbon lyase activity. The transcript has 12 exons. NCBI's taxonomy places the organism in Eukaryota, Metazoa, Arthropoda, Insecta, Coleoptera, Buprestidae.